GGAGGAGGAGGAGGGAGCAGGCAGGGAUCACCGCCCAGGCGGCCGCUCAUGUUGACGGUGGCCUGCCAGGUGACACCCGCCACCGCCUCCACUUCCACCUGCACCUGUACCAGCGCUACUCCCGCUGGUGCUGCAGCUCCCGCUCCUCCCGCCCCUGCUGCUGCCGUGGCCGUGGCCGCAUGCACCCAGGAGAGCGGGGUGCAGUGCGAGUUAGGGCCCGUCACGGUGGUCAAGGAGGUACCUGUGGAGGUCAGGGUGGAGGUACCCGCCCCCGCCCCCGCUCCCCCUCCCGCCUCCGACCCCUGCAGCUCUGCAGCAGCUGCCACCGCAACCGCGGGCGCGCUUCUUGAGCUGAUCGAGGCGCUGCGCGAGCACAGCUCCGACAUCGCGCAUGACAUGAAGAACCCGCUGAAUGGGGUGCUGGCGCUGAGUCAGAAUGUACUGCAGGGUACCUUUGGCGAGCUGCCCUCCGCCGCCGGCGACCAGCUGGGAGUGGUGCGCAGCUGCGCCUACCACCUGCUCAACAUGAUCAACCAGCUGCGCGACUGCCUGCGCAUGCUGCACGGGGGGGAGCCGGAGGUGAACUGCGGGCGGGUGCAGCUGGCCAACGCGAUCGAGGAGGUUCUACGCCGCAUGUCCCCCAUGGUCGGCUCCCGACUCACCAUCCGCGCCGAGCACGACCCCUCCCUGCUGGUCCAUGCGGACGACGCGCGGCUGUACCAGAGCGUGCACACGGUGCUUGCGAACGCCUUCAAGUACACACGCAAGGGGGGCGUGACCAUUGAGACGGCGACGGCUGGGGAUGGGAGCUCGGUCACGUUGAGGGUGGUGGAUACGGGAUCCGGAUUCAGCUCGGAUCAGCUGGACAAGUUCAACAGCCCCCUCACCGGUAGCCCCACCGAGCAGCUGGGGCUGGGGCUGACCAUGGUGAAGCGAACCAUGGCGCUGUUCGGGGGCGUGUUGAGGCUGGGGAACAAGGGGGGAGCAGGGGGGGGAGGGGGAGGAGGGGGCACUGGGGCGUGGGUGGAGCUCACGUUUAGGACCAAGGAGGAUGUGCCGCCGCUGGGAGCGGGGCUGCCGCCGCCGCUGCAGGGGCCGCUGCUGCAGCCGGCGGCGUUGGCGGCGCAAACUGCGGUGGCGGCGGCGGCCGCUGCCGCGGCCGUACAGCCGCCGCCUUCGACGGUGCCAGCAGCAGCGGCGUCGGCGGCGGCUUCCGCCGCCGCGGCUCCCGCCUCUUCUACUGGCGGUGAAGUGGCAGGUGCUGCUGCUGCUGCUGCUGCUGUGCCUCGCAAGGCCCGUAAGAGUGUCGCUGGCGGAGGCGGAGGCGGCGGUGGCGGUGGCGGAGGCGGUCCUGCCAGCACGGAUAACACCGAGCGGUUGACGACGGCUAACAGCUCCAACGAAGCCGCAGGAAGCGGAGGGGGAGGGGGAAGCGGACCUGACAGCAGGAAGGGGAAUCGUACGACAGGAGGAGGGGCAGGAGCAGGAGGACGUGGCGGCGGUUCAGCUGUUCCUCGCAGCAGCAACACGGCUACGGCUGGGGGAGCGGUGGGGGGCGGUGGAGGUGGAGGCGGCGGUUACGGAGCUGGGGAGGAGGGCGGCGUGCGGGGGGCGGAGGAGUCGGUGCGGGUGCUGAUUGUGGAUGAUGAUCCCAUCAACCUGACCAUUCUGGAGGACCUUCUUGCCAACGAGGGCUACGAGGUGAUGACGGCGGCCAGCGGCACGGAGGCGCUGGAGACCUACCUCACCUCCGACCCGCAACCCAAACUGGUGCUGCUGGACGUGACGCUGCCAGACAUGUCGGGGCAUGAGGUGUGCCUCAAGAUGCGCUCCCUGACCCCGGGUGUGCCGCCACCCAUCAUCAUGAUCAGCGGCAAGGCCAGCACCAAGGAUGUCAUCAAGGGGCUGCAGGCCGGCGCCUGCGACUACAUCACCAAGCCCUUCCAGCCGCCCGAGGUGAUUGCGCGGGUGGAGACGCAACUGCGCAUGUUCAUGGGCGAGGUGGCGCAGCUGCAGGAGGCGGCGGAGAGGAACAUGGCGCUGCUCAGACAGAUCCUGCCCCCACACAUCCUGGCCUCCCUGCGCGGGGGCACCCGGGUGGUGGUGGAGAAGUUCGCAGAGGUGGCGGUGCUGUGCGUGGACGUGGUGGGUUUCUCCGCCCUGGCCGCCGCUGCCGACACCGCCGACUGCAUCCUCACUCUCAACCGCCUCUUCUCCACCUUUGAUGCGCUCACAGACAGGAUGGGCGUGCACAAGAUGGACUGCCAUACCGACUCCUACGUGGCGGCUCUGGGGCACAUGCCGCAGGACCGCCACCUCAGCAGCGUCAUGCAGGUCAAACUGAUGUUGGAUCUGGGUCGGCAGAUGCUGGCGGCAGUUGAGAGCCUGCCGUACCCCGACACGCUGGGCAAGAUGCAGAUCCGCAUCGGGCUGCAUGUGGGGGCGGUGUACGGCGGUGUGAUCGGGGUCAAAUACCCGCGGUACAGCCUGUUUGGGGCGACGUUGAGGCUGGCGCAGGGGCUGCAGUCCACCGCCCUGCCCAACACCAUCCAUGUGACCGAGGUGGUGUACAACAGGGUACGGCAGGCGGGAGGGGAGGUCUUCACGCCGUACACAACGACCCAAGUGCAGAGCCUGGGUAUCAUCCGAACCUACCUAGCUGGCCCUGCCGCUGUCGAUUCCGCCACCACCACUGCCACCGGGAGCGAGACCGGCAUGCUGGACUAUUCCCAGCUCGAAAACGCUGUCGUCGUGGAGUAUCUACGUAACGCAGGACCCGCCGCCGGCACACAUGGCGUAACCGUCCUCAACUGCCUUCUCAACGCUGACGGCGGCGGUGGUGGCGGCGGCGGAGGUGCGGCAGCCGCCUCCGCCUCGUUGCUCAGCAGCGGCGCCGCUGCUGCCGCCGCCGCUGGCGGCGGCAGCACUCUGGGUUUAAUGGGUGUCGGCAGCAUGCUUGCGACCCGUGGGUCACGGGCCGGAAAGCUCCUAACCGGUAUCAAUGCUGGAGGCGUCGCAGUUGGUACGGCAACGGCGGUUGCGCCGCCGCUGCCGAUAGGAGCAACAGCGGCUGCAUUACCGCCGCCGCCGCCGCCGGUGGCAGCGCCAGCUGCCGCUGCAAGAGGAGGAGGAGCAGGAGACGGCGGCGGUGCUGGGUCCCGGGGGGCCUCGGCAGCGGGUGCGGCUGCGGCGCCUCUGGGAUCUCCGUACAAGAUCAUUCCCAUCAUGGGGGGGCGGCAUCACUCAGCGAAUGGCACCGUAGGCAGUGGUACGGGCGACGGAGCGGGGGGAGCUGCGAGCAGCAGGGAAAGCGAAGCUUCCGGAUACGCAAUCACGCUCACCAAUGUGACCCAAGAUGUGGCGGCGAUGGGGGCUAGUGAGGCGGCGCUCGCUGCGGUGGAGGUCGGCUCAUUCGUUUCCACCGACUCAAGCCAAGCCAACGCCGCUGCCUCCGGAACAGUUGCAGCCCAGCAGCAGCCGCGGCAGCCGCCACCGCUACAGCAGCAACAACAACAACAGCAGCAGCAGUUGCAGUCACAACUACCCCCAACGACCAUAACCGGCACCGCCGCCGCCUCGACAAUCUCUGGCAGCAGCGGCCGCCGCCACACGAGCGACGCCUCCCUCGUGCAAGACCUCUCUCCGGCUCCGCCCGCUUCAGGUCUGAUGACGUCAGCAUCCUCCUCCGGUCUGACCCGCAUGCAGCGAUUGCAUGCUCCAGCAGGCGGCGGCGGCGCCGCCACCGUCGCGGCGGCCUCUUCCUCACGAGGUCCCUCGCGAGCGGGCUCAUUCCGCGCUGGCGGCGGCGUCGGUGCAUCACCUUUGGCGGCGACGGUUAUGCAGCAACAGCUGCUAACUGCCAUGCAACAGCACCAAGCGGCGGAAGUGCAGCAGGCGCGGGAGCAGUUUGCGGCGGUUGCGGCGGCGGUUGGCUCAACGGCUACGACGGAGGAGUUCAGAGGCCUGACGUUGACGGAGGAGAUUGAGCAGCUAUCCAUGCUGGAUGCUUCGGAGGCGGGAGCGAUGGUACGGCAGGGGCCGGAGCACCAACACUCACCCAGCGUAUCGACCUCGGAACCCCUGCUGAAGGUCUCGGACCCCGCCGUCGUUGGGGAUUAUGGUGACGAUUUCAGUUGCGGCGGCGCCGGCGGCAGGAGCAGCGGCGGCGGCGCCGGCGGCAUCAACUCCGUCACGAUGCGUCGUUUGUACGCGCCGUCGAAGGCGGCGUCGUACAGCACCCUUCCCGCCGGAGGCUGCGGCGCCGGCAGCGCCGCCGCCAGGGGCGGCAUCGGCGGCGGCGGGUUCCUGACGGCGGCGUCGGCCGCUAGCGUCGCCGCCAGCGGCAGCGGUCCUGCGUCAAUCAGCUCACUUUGCUCAACGCCGCAAUUCUAUUCGCCAGGGCACAUUCGAUCCGAUUCUUUGGAUGCACCCUCGGCAACCGCCACCGCCGCCGCCACCUCGAUGGCCGCUACCGCGCCCGCCACCACGCCUGCAAUGAUGGUUGCGAGCGGCAACCCCUACGCAGGGCUGUCGGAUGAGACGCGAGCUCGCCUGGCGCGACUCCGAGCUGCCUCGCAACCGGACCUGUACGACACCACAUCCGCCGCCGCCGUCGGAGCGUCGACGGCGGCAGCGGCCGCCUCCGCUGGCGGCGCCGCUGUCGCCCGUGAGGCCAUCGCCAUUGCCGUACCUGUAUCGGCGGACUCAUUCUAUCCAACGACGGCGGCGCCGCCGCCGCCGCCAGUGUCGCCCUUGCCGUACGGCGUGGGGUCUCGCGCCUCCGCUGAGCCCUUCUCGCCGCUGCAACGCCAGCCGCCGUCGCCACUGGCAAUGUCGCAACAGCAGCGGCCGCAGCCUCGUCCGGAGACGGUUGGUGAGCUGUUAAAUUCGUUGGGUUUGGGUCAUUACGCGCGCACGAUUAGCGGCGUGGUGGUUGGCGGUUUGGACGAGUUAGCCGCCUUGGAUGAUUGCGGGCUUAGAAAGGUUGGAUUGGUUAGCUCUAGGAGUCGGCAGCUGGUGCAAGACGAGCUCCGGAGGUGGGGUUAUAAGAAGUAAGAAGAUGGCACUGAGGGGCAAGGGAGCAGCGACAGGAGAGGGAGGAGUUGGUGCGAGUAGUUUUGAGGGAGCGCGUACCUCACGUGCCACGGGCCUCGGGUGGAGGUGAGGCGGGUGGGUGCGUGAGAUGCAGGAGGACCACGUGUGCGGAUUGCAUGGAAGGAAGGCGGGUGGGAAAGCGGCUAGAAGAGGAGAGGAGGGAGCUGGGCAGAGUCGAAAUAGAAGGGAGCAAGUCGACCACCAGUGGGUCCAGUUUGCGGCGAGGUGAACGCUGAUGAGGGCUUGAGCCGUGAGGGAGGGAGAAGGGAAGAGUGUUAGGCUGGAAUAUCUGCCUUUGAUAUUAAGUGGUGUAUUUUAUUCAAGUGUCGUGCGUUGAAUGGCUUGCGGUGUACAGGGUGGUCGGUGGGACCACACCACCUGUUAGGGACCUGCAAACGUGGGAUGUUGGACGGAGAAGGAGGGCGGUCGAAGAGGGAAAGUGGUAGAGGAGGAGAUGAAGGGGAAGGGCGGAAACGGGUUGUGGUUGUGGUUGGUUAGAAAUGGUCCACUGGUGGCGAUGGCUUGGGUGGGUGGGAGGGAGCUUGAGUUGAUUGACUUAGAUUAUCGCUUUUUCCUUUGUAAGGCGAUAAACUGUAAUAUACAGGCGAAGAAGUGUGUUUGGGAAUCAAAGCAGAGGAGGGUACGCUUGCGUUGUAGCGCGCGUGCAAAGGUGCGUGAGACGCGGGUAGGCUUCCGUGUGUUCCGGUGUGUCUUUCGUGCUGAGUGCGGGAAGGAUGUUGAGCUGCUGCUGUUAUCGAACAUGCAAAAGGUCCUUCUAAUCUUUUGGCUUUGGUGGGAGGAUUCAGCCAAAUGACUCGGGGCAAGCACUUGGGUGGGUUCGGUGGGGCUAGGCGCAUUCGCUUCAUGAGCCCAUAAUACGCUGCGGGAGGAAGGGUGGGGCUGUCGCCGAACAUAAUAACAUUCCAGCACUGCUCCCUACUCUCAUCGUAUGCUGUACUUUUGGCGCGUGUGUGUUAGACAAGUAAUAAAACAGGAAUUAGAGGGAAGCGGCAACAGAGGCUGAGAGUUGUGAGGAGGAGUUGGGAGGGAAGUGUCAGAAAGGGGUGUGUGGGGGGCGUGUCGUUUGCUGAGUUAACAGAAGCUUGGGGAACUGUUAGAUUGAGGGAAAUUAGAGAUCAAGCGACCCGGUUGGGGCGCAAAUUGCUGAAACCCAACUCCUGAGGCAUGCUCGGAGGUAGGUUCACUUGGUGGUCUGGCGGUGUUGAGUUCCUCCUGUUCCUGUAACCAUAAGGGAAAUGGUACCAUCGAGAUAUGCGGAGCGCCAUGAAAAGGGGGCCGUAACGUUAUCCUACGGGGUAGGUGGGAAGGUAUUUACAUCACGGCUGUUGCUGUCUUGCUUUACGCUAGCUUUUAGCUUGCACAUUUGCUGUCAGUUUUAACUGACCGGUACUAAACACACGCCUGGCCAAUGUCAGUUUUGCAGAGCUCCCUCCCUCCCCACCCCACCCCAUGGCAUGUAAAGAUCAUGGGCGUGGAUGGGGUGGUGUGGGGGGGCGUGGAUGGAGUGGUGUACGGCACAAUUGUAACGAACCUACAAUGUA
Astrephomene gubernaculifera is the source of this 6656-nucleotide messenger RNA. Lineage: Eukaryota; Viridiplantae; Chlorophyta; Chlorophyceae; Chlamydomonadales; Astrephomenaceae. The record is from the annotation of a GenBank genome assembly.